AUGAUUUAACCAAUUUCUAUUAAUCCUAAAGAAAAAGUGUGGUAUGAUAAGGGUAAUAAAUUGUUAUAUAUCAUAUUUAGGGUCUGCAUUAGCCGAUAUAAAUCAAUUUCAAGAAGCAAUUUAAUGUUUUAACGAAACCAUUUCUAUUAAUCCUAAAUAUGAUUUAGCUUUGAUUGGCAAGGGUAAUUUAUGUUUAUUGUAAAAUUAUUAGGUAAUGCAUUAACUAAAUUGGAGCAAUAUCAAGAUGCAAUUAAUUGUUACACCGAAGCUAUUUAUAUUAAUCCUAAAUCUGAUACUGCAUGGAGUGGCAAAGGUAACCCAAUGUUCAAAAUUAAAAAAUAGGAUAUGCAUUAGGCUGUUUGUACAAAUUUCAUGAAGCAAUUGAGUGUUUCAAGUAAGCCAUUUCUAUUAACCCUAAAUAUGAUGAUGCAUGGAAUUGGAAGGGUAAAAACCUUAUUCAAUUAUAAUAAUUAGGAGUUGCAUUAGAAAAAUUGAAUCAAUAUUAAGAAGCAAUUGAUUGUUACGUUACGAUGAAGCAAUUUCUAUUAACCCUAAAGAGGGCUCGGCAUGGAAUAACAAGGGUAUUUAUUUUUAAAAAAUUAAUAUUUAGGUCUCUCAUUAUACAAUUUGAAUCAUUAUUAAGAAGCAAUUGAAUGUUACAAUGAAGCAAUAUUUAUUAACCCUAAAUAUGUUGAAGCAUGGAAUGGCAAGGGUAACUGAUUAAUAAAUAUUAUUUAUUAGGUGAUUCAUUAUUCAAUUUGACUUAAUUUGAAGAAUCAAUUGAAUGUUACAAUGAAGCAAUAUCUAUUAACCCUAAAUCUGUUGAAGCAUGGAAUGGCAAGGGUAACUGAUUGUUAAAUAUUAUUAAUUAGGUAAUGUAUUAAAUUUCACUUAAUUUGAAGAAGCAAUUGAAUGUUACAAUGUAGCAAUUUCUAUUAACCCUAAAUAUGUUGAUGCAUGGAAUGGCAAGGGUAAUUGAUUGUUAAUUAUUAUUACAUAGGUUGUGCAUUAUUCGAUUUGAAUUAAUUUGAAGAUGCAAUUGAAUGUUACGAUGAAGCAAUAUCUAUUAACCCUAAAUAUAUUGAUGCGUGGACUAACAAGGGUAAUCUAUUAUUAAAUAUUAUUAUUAAGGUACUGCAUUAUUAAAUUUGAAUAAAUUUAAAGAAGCAAUUGAAUGUUACGAUCAAGCAAUAUUUAUUAAUCCUAAAUCUGUUGAUGCAUGGAAUUACAAGAGUAUUAUAUUAUUAAAUAUUAUUACAUAGGUAAUGCAUUAACAAAUUCGAAUCAAUUUGAAGAUGCAAUUGAAUGUUACAAUGAAGCAAUAUCUAUUAACCCUAAAUUUUAUUGGGCUUUUGAAUAUAAAGGUAAUGAUAUUUUUAUUCAGGUUUAAUCCUACAACAAUUAUAGAAACACAUGGAUGCAGUUCAAAAUUUUGAAUAAGCCCUUAAAAUAAACACUGAUGCUUAUAGAUUUAAAAAUUAAGGUAAAUUCAUCUUUAAUUUCUUUUUAGCUGAUUCAUUAUUUGAAUUACGUAGAAGUUCAUAAGCUAAAUACUUUUAUUUUGCUGCAUAUGAAAUGGAUUUGGAUCAGAAUGCUUAUUUAAAAACAUAACUAUCAAAGUUAUGA
Molecule: messenger RNA, 1626 nt
Organism: Paramecium octaurelia
Lineage: Eukaryota; Ciliophora; Oligohymenophorea; Peniculida; Parameciidae
Source: the annotation of a GenBank genome assembly